AUGGACCGCAGGGAAAGUUCGUCUCUUCAUGGCAGAAAGCCUCCAUCCACUUCUGCUGUCAGUCCUGUUUCAUUGUUAUUGCAGAGACCGAGCGAUGUCGAAAUCGGCAAGGGACAAUCCACUCGAAGUUCGGUCCAACGCAUGAUGAUAGCUCGACAACAAGAACCAUUCGGCCCCCUGCGCCAAGAUCAAAUCAGUUUGGGCAAAGCGCCCAUUGGAGGCUACUUGACACGAUGGAGUGGCACCGUCACGGAACGCACGUGGCCCAUAGUGUUGGCCUACGCCGUCUAUUUGACGGCCGUGGCUCUAUUUUUCCACUUGGGUUGUGAUGAUGAUGAUCCACAGCAACAACACUCCACGACGUUCUUUCCCGAACGAUGUUCCAGAGGCCCCGCUGUCACGACCGGACCACUGUGGAUUGCGUGGUUGGUCGUUACGGGGGUCUUGUGGGUCCUCUUGGUCCAAGCUGGAUUGUAUCAUUUCCAAAACACCCUUCAAGACGUCCGGACCAUCCAAAGUCGACUCGAGGAAAUCAGUCUUUUGUUGCACACUUUCUACUACGACAAUGAUGGCCCGGGAAACGACACAACCGCGCUGGCAGCAGCUCUUCGAUUGUUGGUGGCAUUGCCCUUCUUUCUCUUUACGAGCACCCCACACUUUGGUUUGGAACAAACAACCAAGAUGGAAGAAUACUUGACCCAAGCCGGACAGUACCUCGAACCAGAGGAAAUGGAACGUUUGGCCAAUAUUCCCACGGCAGCCGAUCGACCCUAUGCCAUGCUCUUUUGGAUUCCCAAAUUGGUCUUGGACGAGAGCAUGCAACCCCCUCCGCCACAAACACCACUGUUGGUUCGUGCCGUCGGACGGCUCCGGGACACACAUGCGGGGUUGGUGGACCGUCUCGAAGAUGCCGUGUUGUUGCCCUUGCCCUGGAUUCAUCUCGUGGUGACCAAUCUGUAUCUCGUCUUGGCGGCGCUGCCCUUUGUUCUUGAUUUUGGUUAUGCAGUCAUUCCAUGGGGGACGCUUUUGUUUUGGGUGUUGGAUGGUAUGAUAACGUUUGUGUUGGUCAUGGUGAGAGAGCCCUUCUCGGCUACUACUAGACGUCCACUGAUUGAUUUGCGCCAAGUGGUCGACCAAUCUGUCUUGUCCUUGACGCGACGGUUCCCCGCAGCGUUACAGCAAUACAACAGAAAGAAGCAGCCUGUGGAGUACUACAAGUCGCUUUAA
Messenger RNA from Seminavis robusta, 1227 nucleotides. Lineage: Eukaryota; Bacillariophyta; Bacillariophyceae; Naviculales; Naviculaceae. The record is from the annotation of a GenBank genome assembly.